Molecule: messenger RNA, 918 nt
Organism: Chondrus crispus (carragheen)
Lineage: Eukaryota; Rhodophyta; Florideophyceae; Gigartinales; Gigartinaceae
Exons: 1
Coding region: 1-918 (305 amino acids)
Source: RefSeq, a predicted model, not a curated record
AUGCAUUUCAAUAUUCCAUUCAUUCACAACGACGGCCUGAAACCUGCCUCCCUCUCUCCCGUUCUUCAGCAGUCCAUGCUCGCGGACCUUCUCCCACGCGGUGACGCCCUCCGCGCAAUCAAUAACGACAUCGAACGGGUCCUUCUUCCACUCUGGGACCUCCCACCAGUUGCGCUCGCGGUAGUUGACGACCAUAUGUGCGCCGCAGCGCGUGACGAGCUCCUCAUCCGUGGACGUGGCGGCCACAUACGCGGCGCCCUUAUUCCUUGCAAACUGGAUAGCCAUGGUGCCAACCGCGCCGCUCCCGCCCAGCACGAGGACGCGGUCGCCCUCCUUGACCUGCGCGUCCUCAACGGCCAGCAUGCCAUUGCUGGGCCCGUCGGCCAUGGCGGCGGCCUCGAGCCAGGUGGCGGCGGGCGGCUUCCGGAUGGCCAGGCUGGCGUCGACGAGGGCGUACUCGGCGAGGGCGCCCAUGCCGAAGCCGUCCCACGUGGCGAUGACGUGGUCGCCCACGGCGAAGCGGUCCUCGCCCGGCGCGACGGAUUCGACCACGCCCGCGACGUCGCCGCCCGGCACGUACGGCCACGCCUUGGGCUUCUUCACCACGUCCGCGUCGCCCGUCGACAUGCGGUAGUCGCUCGGGCUCAGCGACACGGCACGUACGGACAGCAGCAGCUUGUCCUUGGGGCACGGCGCGGGCGGGCGGGCGACGCCGUCGACGACGGUCAGCACGUCGUCGAUGGGGCCGAAGCGGGAGAUCUGGGCGGCUCGCAUGGUGGUCGUUGCGGGUGGUGGAUGCGGGGGGUGGAUGCGGGAGGUGGAGGAGGGUGGUGGGUGAGGGUGGCAGGGGAGGGGCGGGGAGGGGGGGAGGGUUUUAUGUUGGGGAAGGGCAUGUUCGUGCGGACAUGUGUUUGUUAG